Molecule: messenger RNA, 1446 nt
Organism: Pyricularia oryzae 70-15
Lineage: Eukaryota; Fungi; Ascomycota; Sordariomycetes; Magnaporthales; Pyriculariaceae
Exons: 2
Coding region: 211-1290 (359 amino acids)
Source: RefSeq, a predicted model, not a curated record
CUUUCUUUCGCUCGAGUGAACGGAGAUUUACUUUUGCUUUUAAACGUCUUGCUUCCUCCUUUCAGAAUUCUCACGAUAUUCUUUGUUCCUUUGUUUAGCCUAAAUCACACUUGAACACUGUCUGUCAAAUUUGACAACCUUUGCACACAUCCCUUCCGCCAGCCUCUUCCAUCUCUCCCAAAUCAACCUCACCUAUAUUCUUUUUUUAUCAUGGUCGGACUCCAUCUCAGUUACCGCUGGUUGCGGUGGACUAAACCGUCCGAAAAGCCGGAAUCUCUUCCCGACGGUGUCGAGCGGCACUUCGUCAAGACCCCUUUGGGCGACAUAGAAGUUCUCUACUCUGGCCCAAGUGAGGAAGCCACGCCAACAACCUCAACCCCUAGGCAACCCUUGUUCUUUGUUCAUGGCGGCAUGGGCAGUGCCUGGGUGUGGCUCGAGUAUAUGCGGUUCCUAUCGUCCCACGGCAUCCCAUGCUACGCUGUUUCCAUGCGCGGACAUGGCAACAGCUGGCAUCCAAGCUACAUCCGCAUGGUGUUCUUCACACCGCGCAGCGCUCUCGCACAGGAUGUUGUGGCUGCUAUUCGAUGGACCCAGCAGCGCGAGCAGGGCGCCGAGGUUGUACUGGUAGGGCACAGCAGUGGCGGCGGUAUGCUUCAGGGAAUUCUUUCCGAAGGCUUGGUUUCCGCUAGUGGUUUGGUCCUUGCAGGCGCAGUUCCAGGGUUUGGAUCAAUGGGUGUUUACAUGAAUUGGUGGCGGGCAGACCCCUGGUUUGCCUUAAGGAUGAUGCUACAUGGGUGGCAUUCCAACUCACCACUUUCCCACCCAGCUCUCGUGAAGAACAUAUUCUUCAGCAACGAGGUCUCCGACUCAUACGUGGUUAAUUUCUUCAAGCACUCCAACUCAUACGAGAGCUAUUUCUGGCCCUUCAGCAUGAUGAGGCCUUUCGUCAAAGCCAACAGUCUGCUGAAGCAGCUUGGUGGCAUCAGCGGGUGGGACAGGCAGCGUAUUCUGAUUUUGGGCGGGGGUGGCGACAAGAUAAUGACCGUCCCCAUCAUGCAGAAGCUGGCAUCGUACUAUCGCCAUGGUGUUUUGCAGUUGGUUGGAGAGGACAAGCUUGCUCUGGAGGCAGUCGAGGAUGUUGAGCCGUUAGCGGGUGAAGGUGGCUUGGACGAUGCCGGGCAGGGUGUGCAGUUCUGCAUUGUGCCCAAGGUUGGACACCAUAUGCAGAACGAUGUACAUUGGGAAAUCGGUGCGAGAAAACUUCUCGAGUUCUACAGGCAGCUUUCAUAGUUAGUGUGGCAACGUGAGGAGCUUACCGGGUGCUCCUGUGCACUAUCAUGGACCUUCUCAGAGUUUGUUUAGAUGUAACUUAUACCCUCUGUCUGUAUUCCAAUAAACUUCAAAAUAAUGAGAGCAGUUAAUGACAAAAGCCCUCUCAAUAUUGAA